AGAGCUAAAAGCUCUGCUCACAGAAGCACUGCCCACAGAAGCAGCACCACAUUGGUGAACAUAGAAAGAGAUUGUUUGAGAAAGAUUCACGGUUAGAUUUGGUCUUCACCAUUUCUACUUUGCAUGCUUUCUCUCUCUAUCUCUUUCUUUCUCUAGAUCUACUUUAUAAACAAAGCCACAUUCUUUCAAUAAGUUCUGGUUUUGCAGAGAAAAAUGAGAGACUGCAAGCUUCUUUCUUUUUCCAUUUUCUUGGUUCUUUUUCUCGUCAAUGGCGUCAAUGGCGAAGACCCUUAUAGAUUUUUCACUUGGAAAGUCACUUAUGGUGACAUUUACCCGCUUGGUGUUAAGCAACAGGGGAUCUUGAUCAAUGGGCAAUUUCCAGGGCCUCAGAUCGAUGCUGUGACAAACGAUAACUUGGUCAUCAGCGUCUUCAACUACCUACGUGAACCCUUCCUCAUUUCUUGGGAUGGCAUACAGCAGAGAAGGAACUCAUGGCAGGACGGAGUUUUUGGAACAACCUGCCCGAUCCCGCCGGGGAGGAACUUCACUUACAAUAUCCAAGUCAAGGAUCAGAUUGGCAGCUUUUUCUACUUUCCGUCCCUCCAGUUCCACAAAGCCGCCGGAGGGUUUGGUGGCAUCAGAAUCUGGAGCCGUCCUAAGAUUCCCGUUCCUUUCCCUACUCCUGCUGGAGACUUCACCGUGCUGGCAGGCGACUGGUUCAAGACUAAUCAUUAUAUACUGAGACGAGGCUUCUUGGAUAGAGGUCGAGCUCUUCCCAACCCUGACGGGCUUCUCAUCAAUGGUCGUGGGUGGAAUGGAUACACAUUCACCGUUGAUCAAGGCAAGACAUAUAGGUUUAGGAUAUCAAACGUGGGGCUUACGACAUCCAUUAACUUCAGAAUUCAAGGACACAAAAUGAAACUUGUUGAGGUGGAAGGAUCUCAUACACUGCAGAACAUGUAUGACUCCCUUGACAUCCAUCUCGGACAGUCCUUAUCCGUUUUGGUCACGGCUAAUCAGCCUGUGCAGGACUACUACGUCGUUGUGUCUUCACGCUUCACCCGCCAGGUACUCACCACAACAGCCGUUCUUCACUAUAGCAAUUCGCGUAAUGGAGUUUCGGGUCCUAUCCCUUGGGGUCCUACCACACAGAUUGCUUGGUCUGUAAGCCAAGCGAGAUCUAUAAGAUGGAAUUUGACUGCGAGCGGGCCAAGGCCUAAUCCGCAAGGCUCCUACCACUAUGGAUUGAUCAAACCAGCCAGGACAAUCAUGCUUGGAAACUCUGCUCCUUGGAUCAAUGGCAAGCAGAGAUAUGCUGUCAACAGUGUCUCAUAUGUUCAACCAGACACUCCUUUGAAACUUGCUGACUACUUCAACAUUCAGGGAGUUUUCAGCGUUGGAAGCAUUGCGACCAACCCCACAGGCGGAAGCGGCUACCUCCAGACCUCCGUGAUGCACGUUGAUUUCCGGGAAUACGUUGAGAUUGUGUUCCAAAAUUGGGAAGACACUGUGCAGUCAUGGCACAUUGAUGGCUAUUCAUUCUUUGUAAUGGGGAUGGAAGGAGGACAAUGGACACCUGCAAGUAGAGCUCGUUACAAUUUGAGAGACACAGUUGCACGUUCCACAACUCAGGUGUAUCCUAGGGCAUGGACUGCAAUCUACAUAGCAUUGGACAAUGUGGGAAUGUGGAACGUCAGGUCACAAAAUUGGGCGAGGCAGUACCUGGGGCAGCAGUUCUAUCUGAGAGUGUAUUCUCCUGCACAUUCAUGGAGAGAUGAAUACCCAAUUCCAAGAAAUGCCCUUCUUUGUGGAAGGGCGAGAGGCCGUCACACUAGGCCUCUUUGAAAUUCUGAAAUAUCCAAAACUGGUCGCCUUUUGGUCACGAGAGGGUGACAUAGUUUUAAGCUAAUUUAGGCGAGGACUAAGCGUAUUCUUGUGAGUUGUAACAGGUCACUUCACUGGGAGCUCCUCUUGAGCUUCCAGAAAUUUUCUUCUUUUUGUUCCAUAAUUAGCAUUACUAGAUGGGUUAUUUAUUUCAAUAACUCAGAGUAAUAAAGCUAUAUACAAUAUGCGUCCUAAAUUGAGAUUUAACAUAAAGGCUCAUAGCAAUGAGGGUUGGUUGA
Messenger RNA from Malus domestica (apple), 2123 nucleotides. Its product is annotated as L-ascorbate oxidase homolog. The record is from RefSeq and is a predicted model, not a curated record. Gene Ontology annotation, molecular function: copper ion binding; oxidoreductase activity. NCBI's taxonomy places the organism in Eukaryota, Viridiplantae, Streptophyta, Magnoliopsida, Rosales, Rosaceae.